UUUUGACUUUUGACAGAUCUACAUAUACCAAAAUUUUCAGAGAUUUGUCACUCUAUCUUGUAUUCAAAUGUAUAUCCGUUGGUAUAAUUAAUAAAAUAUCAUUGAGCGAUUCACAUAACAGAGAGCCAAUAAAACAGCUCGUCGGUAGAAGAAAUUUCAGUAAGUGGCCAAAGUGUCGGGAACAAAUCGAAUUAUUAUUGUGUUCGUUUGGUAUAGGACAAGAUAUACAGAAGACUAGUAUUGUAUUAGACACGAAAUUAUUGUAUUUUUAAAUCACAAUGAAAGACUUUUCAGAAUUCAUUUUUGUAAUUAAUACCUAAACAAAUACAUGCAAAUGAACAGAGAGAUCAUCUCAUAAUAACACAAGUUCAAGAACAACCGUCACCACCGGCGACAAAGAAAUGGCGGGAGAAACGCUGCUUAAACCGGUUCUUCAAAAACCACCAGGCUACCGUGAGCUCCACUCCCAACCGCAAACUCCACUCGGAUCAUCAUCGUCAACAUCAUCAUCAACAGCGCUUCGACGCCGGCCAAAACAUACGAUUCCGGCGUCGUUUUAUCCGACGAAGAAGAAGCAAUGGAGUCGUUGCCGCGUCUUUUGCUGUUGCGUCUGCAUCACCGUCGCCAUUGUCAUCCUCCUGCUUACCCUCGCUGUCUCCGUCUUCUUCCUUUGGUACAGCCCGAGACUUCCCGUCGUACGUCUCGCCUCCUUCCGCGUAAGCACUUUCAACUUUUCCGGUGGAAAAUCCAACGACGGUUUGUCGCAGUUGACGGCGGAUGCCACGGCGAGGCUUGAUUUUAGAAACCCUAACGGAAAGCUACGGUACCAUUACGGCGACUCCGACGUGGAGGUGAGUGUAGGAGACGGUGAUUUUGAAACGAGCCUCGGGUCAACGAGAGUCAAAGGGUUUAUGGAGAAGCCGAGGAACCGGACGGUUGUGAUCGUUCCGAUCAAAGUGAAGAGACAACAGGUGGAUGAUCCGACGGUUAAGAGGCUUAGAGCGGAGAUGAAGAGUAAGAAGUUGGUGGUGAGAGUAACGGCUAAGACGAAGCUGGGAUUGGCUGUGGGAAGGCGUAAGAUUGUUACGGUGAGGGUUAGUAUCAGUUGCGGUGGCGUUAGACUACGGGAGCUUGAUUCAAAGAUGAGUAAAUGCACCAUCAAAAUGCUUAAAUGGAUUAAAUUGCACUCGUAAGUCAUAACGACGAGUAAUGAUGAUUGAUGGGAUUCAUUACGUUAAAGAUGUGGCCAAAGCUUUACGAAAGAGGUCACUUUUGUUAUUUUUAACGUUUCUUGUAUUCACUUUUCAGUUCCAUAUUUACGAUCUAUAGGAAAGAAUUACUACUAAUCAGACAUGAGUGAUAAGAGUUAAUUAUUAUUCUUCAUAUAUUUGUUUUCGUGUAAUGGAAAUAGAGAGAUACUGUAUUAUGAAAAGAUAGUUCUUUGAAUGUUUGAAAAAUUCGCACACACAAAUCACAAACAAGCCCCCAUGAAUUUUAUUUUGACACGGAUACCAAUUCAUAAAACAAGUACAUAAUCACGGAAUUAUUCAACUGAAUAGCAAAGUUACCAAUAAGAGUUGUAACAAUAACUGAAUGCGAAAAGACUAGCCCAAACAUGUAGUA
Molecule: messenger RNA, 1623 nt
Organism: Camelina sativa (false flax)
Lineage: Eukaryota; Viridiplantae; Streptophyta; Magnoliopsida; Brassicales; Brassicaceae
Biological process (GO): defense response to other organism
Cellular component (GO): plasma membrane
Source: RefSeq, a predicted model, not a curated record